Molecule: messenger RNA, 2971 nt
Organism: Thrips palmi
Lineage: Eukaryota; Metazoa; Arthropoda; Insecta; Thysanoptera; Thripidae
Gene: Atac3
Product: GA-binding protein subunit beta-1
Exons: 12
Coding region: 466-2157 (563 amino acids)
Biological process (GO): positive regulation of transcription by RNA polymerase II
Cellular component (GO): nucleus
Molecular function (GO): protein binding; transcription cis-regulatory region binding
Source: RefSeq, a predicted model, not a curated record
UACGAAAUUUGUCCGGCGAAAGCGCGGGCUUGCUUUCGACGCGAUUUGACAUUACCAUUGACUUUGUCUCUUGCAGAUGAUUUUCUUGCACUUCUUACUCAUGGUCCCUGAGCAAGUCGAUGACCUCGAAUGCGCCAGGGCACUUUAGAUCUGGAACGUAGUUUCAAUGCACAUUUUUGUUAGGUUAUAUCCCUGUCAAUAUGUCAUUGUUGACCUUUUCUUACCCUUAAGUUAACAUUUUUAUCGAUGACACUCGAUUAAAACUGCCUCAAAUACACAUUCCGACAGGGUUUUGGCGUGGCAACCUUCUUGUUUGUUUGUUUGUUUAAGACCAAAUGGUUGAAUCAAAGUCCUUGUUAGAAAAUACCUUUCUUUGGCGUGGACCUGAAGAAACAAUGAAUUAUUUGUAAAGCAUUUGAUUGUGCUUCAAUCCCUCACAUUUAUGAUUCCUAAUUUACAAUCAAGAUGCAGGGCAUUAUGAAUGUUGACGAUGUUGAACUGGAUCCAAGUUUGUUCCAAAUACCCUCUUCAGAUGGGGCGAUGCAGGUGGUUGGUACAACACGAGUUGUGGAACUUCGAGCAAGCCGUCCAGGUCUGACUGUAGCUGUUGUUGAGUUAGGUAAACAACUUCUAGUCGCAGCCAAAGAUGGGCAAGUGGAUGUUGUUCGAGAUCUCAUGAGCAAGGGAGCCCCAUUCACUACUGAUUGGCUCGGUGUUAGUCCAUUGCAUCUUGCUGUUCAAAAUAAUCAUGUGGAUACUGCUGAGGUUCUAUUAAGAGCUGGAAUAUCUCAAGAAGCCAGAACUAAGGUUGAUAGAACCCCAUUGCACAUGGCUGCUCAGGGAGGACAUUUGGAAUCUGUGAAAUUACUACUUCGACAUGGUGCGGACAUUAAUUGCACUGACAUGCUGAAAAUGACACCCCUUCAUUGGGCAGUUGAGAACCAAAAUGUUGAGGUCAUUAAAACAUUACUACAAGCAGGUGCUGAUGCAUUUACUCUGAGCAAGUUUGAUAAAACACCAGUUACAAUGGCUAGAGAUUUAGGAAGGCAUGAUAUUGCAGAUUUAAUUGAGAAUGCAGAUUUUGGACCUCAACUUGUUAGACAGUCAGUUGAGUUAGACCAAGAAUCAUUAGCUGCUACCGAAAGUAUUGCAGCAGAAUUAACAACAGAUCACCAUCAGGUGACGCAGGAAAUUCAAGCAGCACCAAAGAAGCCGAAAGUUCGAUUCGAGAUUGAAUCCAAACAGGUGCCAAUAACACUUCCUCCAGCCGCAACCAGCGGGAAAGUUGCUCGAAAACGAAAGACAUCUACCUCUUCAGGAGCUGUUACAGCAUUUAGCCUAGAGACUGAAUCAUCUCCACUGUCAACUUUAACUUCACCCGUAUCAGAAGCAUCACAAGAUAAUAAUAGUACCUUCCAAUUACUCCAAGCUCAUGGAAUAACUAUGUUGCCCACGGAUGAAUCCACCACUGUUGAAUCAGCUAUGGAGAGUGGCCAGAGAGUGGUUCUAACAGAGGCUGGGAAAAUGGCUUUAAAUUUAACAAAAGUUGGGAGUCGCCUCAUAACUUUACCCAAAGGAAAGACGUUGACAUCUGGUGGGAUUGUUAAGCGAAAUACUGUUCUUGGUAACAAGUCAAGAAUACUUAAAAUUCAUCCAAGCCAGCUUGUUGCACUUGGACGAGGAAGGGUUCAAGUCCCCAGUCAAUUAGUAAUGCAGCAGAAUAAAGGUCCAAAUAUUCUGAAACGGAUGGCAAUAACAAAUAACUCACCUGUCACAACCAUUAAAACAAUUCCUGUGAGUGCUGCAAAUGGUGUGCAGAGGGUGAUGAUAUCACCUCAACAAAACCAACAGAUCCAACAGCUUAUUCAACAAAAUCAAAAAGAAGGGGCUCAGCAAAUACAACUUCAUCAGAUUCAAACACACAUGCCAAGCAAUCUUUCCCAACUUGGCGAACCUAUGAUAGUUUCUACCGAAGAGGAUUAUGAGGAAGAAGAGAAUGAAGAGCCACCUAUACCCACAGAUUUAGAAACUAUUGCCCAAGAGCUGGCAAAUGCUCGGAAAGAGGCGGCUGAAUUUCGUAAGCAGCUUGCAAAAAAAGAGAGAGAAGCAGAACUUUACCUCCAGCAGUUACGAAGUAUUAAAAGUGGUGCUGAGUGAAUUUUGCAUGCUUAAAUAGUGUUAUCAGUGUUUUGUGAUCUACAAUGUUAUUUAUAAAAGAAGUACAAAUGCUUUACGAAUAAAUUAAAUGUAUAUAAUAUUGAUUUAUAAUGUGGUAAAGUCUAGAUUUGGAAAUGAACAAAGUACAAAUCAUUUUUCAAUCUAAGCUAGUGUUUAGUGUUUCUGUUUCUUUCUUAACAGAUAAACUAAGGUUGAUAACAUUUUGGAACCUUGUGGCUGGGGGUUAACUUCUUCCUUUUACCUAAUAUUUUUUUGGCUUAGCAACUAAAGUUGUUGUCAACAUUUAAUUUGGAAUUUUCUCUUUUUAAUCCCAGUUUUAAGCAGUUCUCCUUUGCUUAGUUUUUCUUCUUUUGUUUUUACACAAAUUUUUGUCUGCUGUUGCAUAAAGAUUACCCUUACACUCUGUUGUAUGUGAUUGCAAAUGUAUUUUGUUUCUUCUGAAGAUUACCUUUGGAGCUAUACCAGCACUUGUGCCUAGAUAUCUCAAACCAUACAUUAAAUGUGGAGCAUAGUUUGAGUCUCUACUUUUAAUGCCUAUUUUAGUAACUGCUUAUGCAGACUGUGAUUCUCAAGACUGUUAUUGCUCAAGGUGUUUUGCUACUGAUUGUUUUGAAGCGGAGAUCGGCCCCCCCAAUGGCUACGCAUAUAAUUAGAACGGCAUCAACAACACUACUGUACAAUUAAUUUUUCAUUGUGUGUGCGAAAGGGGUAAAGAAAUCUUGUCGUGUGUCUAUUCUUAAUUUUUGUUAAAAUGAUAACUGCCUCUAUUUAAUAAACUUCGAAGUAGCCGAAA